This is a messenger RNA of Entamoeba invadens IP1, 498 nucleotides long. RefSeq lists its product as hypothetical. The coding region runs from base 1 to 498 and encodes 165 amino acids. The record is from RefSeq and is a predicted model, not a curated record. Lineage: Eukaryota; Evosea; Mastigamoebida; Endamoebidae. The transcript has a single exon.
AUGAAGACUGAAUUGGAGGCAACACUUAAACAAGCUGCUAAGACUUAUAAACAGUCGAAGAACACUUAUGAGAAGGAAUUGACAAAAUUGAAUGAACAACUUGAUCUUGAAAAAACCACUGCUCAACAGACUAAAGCACAGAAGAAGAAAUUCGCCGAGAAGCUUAGAGAAGUGAUGGAGAACGAAAACGAAUUUGGUGAAUAUAAGGAACAAGCCGAGAAGUCCAUUAACUCAUUGACUGAUCAAAAGGCUGAAUUACAGAAGGAACUUGAGAAGAAGAGAGCAAUGAAACAAAAGCUGACAAAAAAAACUCAAAGACUUAGAGCUAAAGUCACCGAUUCAGAAGCUAAAUUGGCAGAAACUGCUGCUACUGGAGCUUCUAUUGCUAAAUUGAAAGCGAAACAGAAAAGGAAGAAGCACAAGACGCAGCUGCUAAAGCUAAGAAACAAGCUAAACAGUAUACCAGAAAGGUUGAAGAGGCUGAGAGAAAGCUUGUAG